Erythranthe guttata (spotted monkey flower) is the source of this 819-nucleotide messenger RNA. NCBI's taxonomy places the organism in Eukaryota, Viridiplantae, Streptophyta, Magnoliopsida, Lamiales, Phrymaceae. The record is from RefSeq and is a predicted model, not a curated record.
UAAUUAGAUUGCCUUUUUUAUUUUGAAAAAUAUAAAAAAUACUAAUAAAAAAACCUAGAUUGCCUUAUUAGGGUUACAUAUAAAAGCGUUAGUCAGAAGCGGCAAAACCCACAGUCAGAAUAAACCCACACCAUCAGAAGACGACGAAGCCAUGGCUUCUUCAGAAAAUAAGAAAUGCGGCGUUUGCAACGGAAGCCUAACAAACCAAGCCACAUUCACAGCUGCAUGCUCCCACUCAUUCCACUUCAUUUGCAUUCGCAACACUUUUGCUAAUAAUGCCAAUCAUUUACCAGUUUGCCCUCUCUGCCAACCGAUUUCCAAUACGAUUAACGUUCUUCAGAAUAACAUAUACAAGUCCUCAUCUGUACUCGAACAAGAGCCCCUUCAAUUCUCCGACGACGACCCCCUUCUAGAAGCUUCUCCUCCUUCUUCUUCGACCGUCGGCUUACAGAAAGUGACUAUCAAGGCCAUACCCGAGCGCCCUGCUGUCGCCGCUUCGGAAUCCGUACCUCAAUUCACGGUCCUGAUCGGGCUUAAGGCUCCCCCGUUAUUGGACGAUUUCCGUGCCCCGAUCGACCUUGUCACGGUUCUUGAUGUCAGCGGCAGCAUGAGCGGAGAGAAGUUGAGCCUCGUAAAGCAUGCCGUGCAUUUCGUGAUUGAUCAAUUGGGCCCGCGUGAUAGGCUCUCGGUGGUAUCAUUUUCCAGUCGAGCCCAGAGAGUGUUCUGUCUGCGCGGGAUGACGGAGAGCGGGCGGAGAGAUGCUAAGCUCGCCGUGGAUUGGCUCUGGGCGACCGGCGCGGCACGAGUAUAGGUGAGGGC